UUUAUUUUAUCAUUACAGAAUCAAAGUAUGUUCCCGAUCCAGAUUGAAAUGUCGCAGGGUCUGGAGAUGCAGAUACAGAACCUGGCAGGGCUGCUGCGCCUGGGGCUGGAUAACUGAGGAAUACUAUGAAACGGAAUACUUCUGUUGCUCUGGUUGGAGACAUAAUGGAGACCAGAACUGUAAUAAAGCUAUCUGUCCGUAUGACUGUGGGGGAGAGAACAGAGGAACAUGCAUUCAGCCUGGCGUCUGUCGAUGUAAACCAGCAUAUAUCGGACAAUAUUGUCUUACAGUUGGCACAUGCUCUCAUAAAAAACCUUGUUACCCCGGAUACUGCAACGGAGCUUCUAACACAUGCCACUGUACCAACAACUUCCACCCGGAGACAUCUGUAGGCAAGGGAGACUGUUUAAAUUUUCCCAACAGCCCAGACGCUUACAGACCAUCAAUCGAACAAAGUACAAUAGACUUUGGUUAUUACAGCCAGACGAUGAAAAUGCUUAUCUUCAACAUGACGAUUGAUUCAGCUAUGAGUGAUGGCAAUAAGGAGAUUUUCUGGACUAAUCGUGAAAAACUGAACAUCAUGAAUUUUACUUUUCAAUCCAUUUCAAACUUUGAAAUUCUGAACCUGCCUACGAGACCUAGUUAUAUAAUUCAACAUGAACUUGGAAUCGUAGAAGCAGACAUUAUUUUUAUCCAUACGGCUCUUAAUGGUCGGGAAAAAGACAAAAGAGAGCUGGUGUGUGAUGGGGUUAAUAGAGAUAAGCCAUUCUAUGACAAGCUGUUUCAAUGUAAAACACGUAUUGCUCCAUUUGAUUUAAGCAUCGAAUCUGGUGAUACAUUUGCCGUCACCUAUAGGGCAAAAAAUGGAGGAUAUCGACGUCUAGCAAUUAGUGGAGAAAAACAAUAUUUCAUUGGCAAUGAAGUGAGAAAAAUGAUAGAUGUAAAAUUUGACAGAGAUUAUCCCUAUCACUGUACUGAGAAGAAUGAUUGUACAUCAUCAGACAUGCUCAAGGUUACUAAUGAAAUCACAAAGACCGCUAUCCGGUUUACUUGGAAUGGAUGGAGGGACGAUUUAUCAAAGGUUGCUCGAUACGCUCUAGAGGUUUUCAAACUGGAACCAGAUGGAACAGGAGCCCUCAAAGAGCCGUACACAGAUACAGUUGAUAAUCCUGUACCUCUAAACAUUACUGAAUUCAACGAGACCACUUCAGGAGUCCAUACAUUUUCCUAUAGACCAGACAAACCAGGCGUUUAUUCUUGGAUUUUGGAAGUGAAUGACAAAGCCAAUAACUCGGUGUAUGUUAGGCGUAUUGUUAUUUAUGAUCCAGUUUCAACUGUGACGACAGACAGCUCCAAGAGACUGUAUGCGUCCUCUGGAAAUCCGAAUGCAUCCUUUGAAUGGCAAACUCAAAAUCCUUUGACAGCAAAGAUCACUUGGAAAGGACACUUUUUAAAUUCUUUGCAUGAAAAUGAAAAGUUUUUGAAUCGUGUCAAGCAUUUUCCUGAUUCUCUUUAUGACGGGGGUUCUCGUAAUGGCUACAAAAAAAUCCCACCGGAAUAUGACGACUACAAUGGUGAGAGGACAAUAAACGCUAUACCGAAUGAACGAGGAAUUGUUAGAUACGACGUGGCUUACUACAAUGGAAAAGACCAACAAGUGGCACCUUCUUAUCGGGAUCAAAAUCUUAAAUUCAAUGAAACGGAACAAACUAUCGCUUUAGAUUCAGCUUUAGAAGAUGGCAGAUCAUUAAGCGUUUGGGUUAAAGCGUAUGAUGUACUUGGUAACGCAAACGAAGAGCGUCUGGUUCUACAUUACGAUUCUUCCAAACCUUUAGUGCAAUCACUAGAAUUGAAAAGAAAUGUGGGGACAGAUAAAAUGGAUUAUAGAAGCAGAAUACACGUUGUUGGAGCCACUGAUCCUCAUAGUGGAGUUAAGACCAUCAAAUACCGAUUCAUUGCAAAAAGUACAGGAAAGAUAAUAAAUAAUAAAGAAUAUGAAUAUGAAAAUCCAAAAAGAGACUCAAUCUACUGCAACGAACAUCCUUGUGACACAAAUUUACCGACUGGUGAGUCAUUCGGCAAGACUAUUGACCUUGACUUUGAGAACUGCUAUGCCAUGAACGUGAGUGACGUUUCUACCGAGGUAGUUAGAAUGGAGAUGGAUUUUUAUAAUUCAGCAGGGCUCUACGCUACUGAACAAAUAGAGAUAGUCAAUCUCACGUCACUUAAAGGUGUCAAUGAUUAUUUUGGGCCAACAGAUAUAAGAGUCGCAGAAACAUUAAGUGCAAGUUCGGUGAAAAUCAUGUGGAACCAGGCACCGAGUUGUUAUAAUCAACAGGGCAUCGAUUUUACCUAUAGAAAAGCUCAUAGCAGUGAUGAAAAGGUGUUUCCAGUUCACAAGGCCUCAAAUUGGUUCACAAUGGUUAACCUGGACCCAGGAAGCACCUAUAUUCUCCGGUUGUAUACGCUGUAUGGUGACGAUGAGAGAAACCCUAUCAAAAGUGAAGUCUCAGAAUUCAACUUUACGACAAGUAAGUGAAAGGGAUUUUGUUAAAAAGUAAAACCGAAAUUGUUUAAAUGUUUUCAGUUAUUUCAUACACCAGGACUUGCAUAAAAUUCCAAAAAUUUUCUAAAGUAUAUACUUCAUUUUCUUAAGGAUAUC
Saccostrea cuccullata (small rock oyster) is the source of this 2662-nucleotide messenger RNA. RefSeq lists its product as uncharacterized. Gene Ontology annotation, molecular function: protein binding. The record is from RefSeq and is a predicted model, not a curated record. The transcript is spliced from 13 exons. The coding region runs from base 488 to 2539 and encodes 683 amino acids. Lineage: Eukaryota; Metazoa; Mollusca; Bivalvia; Ostreida; Ostreidae.